AUGGAUUCCUUUUCACAUAGCUCGGACGGGAACCAUUUUCCCAGCAUUCCGACACAUCAUUCUCGGGCACCAUCUACUCUGCGCUGCUGCUGUGGUCGUGAGGACUGUGCUCUGCUCGAACACAAUCAUGUCGCCCUCGAGGGUCUGGAAAAAGACCUCGAAGCCGCUGCGAAACUCGGUCAGGCUCUCCUCCAUCGCCAUGAAAGUUAUAUGGCCGAGGCAGAAGAUGAUCGUCGACGAUUGAUCGAAAGUGUUGACGCCCUCGAGCGGGAGAAGCGUGAAGUUCAGGCCGAGAAUGCGCGCAUAGUUGAGGAGAAUCGCAACCUCUUGGAACAGCUUGAUGGUUUGAAUAAUUCCGUCUCUGAAUCAGACACCCAAGUGCGGUCAUUGACGUUCACGUUGGAGAGUACGCAGGCGGAAUUGCGCAGAUUGACGAUGGCUGCGUCUCGUGCUGCCGAGUUGGAGAUGCAGUUGGCCAUGAUGGAGACGGAGCAGUCGAAAUUGCAGGAAAGUCUGACAUUUGCGCAAGAAGAUGAAAGAUCUGCUCUACAGCGUUGGCGCAAUGCUGAGAAUACACUGCGCGAUCUUCAUGACCAGGUUGAGCGGAUCGAGUCAGAGGCUCGAGCUGAGCGUGAAAGGCAUGAAGAAGUGGUUCAACGGAUGGAGCGUAAACGCCAUGUUGAAAGGGAACUCGAUAAUGCUGCGGUUCGGUUGAAAGGUGCUGCCGCUGCAUCUGAAUUGGGGCGUAAACCUGGUACCCAAGUUGUCUCACGCUUUGUCAAGGAUAUCUUGCAAGACAAUGCAAAUUUGCAAGUCGGGAUUAUGGAGUUGCGCGAGAUGCUCGAGAGUUCCAAUCAGGAAGUACAGAAUCUUCGAGAUCAAGUUCUUUCUCAUCAACCGCUGGACGGACUCAAUGAUGAGAACGACCCCGAAGGCGCAGCGACAACGACGUUAUCUGAGGAACUGGAAGGAAAAGAACGACGUGUUUCGCAAGAAUUUCAUGUACAUCACCAUUAUCACACUCCCAAAUCGGCGCGGAAGGACAAGGGUACUCUCAAUCGCCGUGUCAAGAAGAAACGGCCUGCUCUGGCAAGCCCUGUUCCUAUGCACUCUGCCAUGGGAUCUCAUUCCCCUCGACGCUCCAUCCAUCGUUCUCAAUCAUCGGGCUCUUCUAUGAACACUAUUCUGUCACAAACUCCCGUUUCGAUUCCACCUCCAUCCUCCUCUCGCAGAUGGUCAUUGCAUUCUCCUCCCGCUGAUUCGUUAGCAAGUUCGCCGCAGUCUGCAUUUCGGACCUCUUCCAUCUUUGAUCGGGUUGACCGCGGGUAUGAUUUCUCUGAGCCAACCUCCCCUGAGAGCACUGUGUUCUCGUCGCCUCUUAUCGGAGCACAUCAUGCCAAAGGAUUCGACUUCCCGUCCCGGCCUCCCAGCGGAUUUGACAACUAUGACCAACCUUUCGACGGCCCAUCUGAUUACCUCAAUGCAGAUCAAUACGAUAGGCCCGCUUUCCUGGAUCUCUGCGACGGAAUCACCGCACAUCCAGCCAUACCGGAAGAAACAGAGUCAUCAUCUCCUGGACUCUACUCACAGUCCUCUGAAAUUGAGCGUCGCCCAUCAGCUACUACGGAAGAUAUCCUGGGGCUACAAGCGCCUUUCAAACCCUCGCUUCGUAGGUCUACAUCACAUGACAGCUUGCUCUCAGUCGCUGGCAUGGACAUACAUACCCCGAUUAUCCGCCAAUCCCGUAUGGGCGACUGGCAUUUAGGCAUGCGAAUCCCCAAACGUCUCAUGUCGCCAACCGUCCAGCUAUCUUCCACGCCUCCGGUUAUAUCAGCGCCCACAGUCACAGCGGACCGAAUCAAGGGGCGAGAACAAUCUUCUCUCUCUCUUCUCGCAUCCAUGGCUGCAGCAAGUGCCACAGGGAGCAGCGUGCUUUCAGACGCCGCAUCUGUCACUUCGGCAGAUAGCAACAGCACUACCUCGACAACAACCCCAAGUCAACGCAAGUCCUCCACAUUGGGUCGCCGCGUCGGGGGUUGGGUGCUGGGUCGUUGGGGGAUGGCGCCGGUUUCAGAGGACCUGGAUCCCGAGUGCGCAAAUCGAAUUGCUGCCAUCGAAUCGGCAUUAUCUCCAGAUGAUCCUUCAUUAUCGGUCCCCGUGCCGAGAUCCCGUCCACCUAACAUAUCAAACCCAUUCCCCUCAUCAUCCCUCCAUUUCAGGUUCCCCGGCGUGAACCAAAAGGGCCCUAUUAUGGGUCUUCGCCCUCCACCUCAAGCACCAGUUGUUAUUAAUCCUCAGGGCAUCGAUGAAAAUCUGUUGCGAGAGAGUCUCGCUGAUAAUAGCUGA
This is a messenger RNA of Penicillium malachiteum, 2346 nucleotides long. RefSeq lists its product as uncharacterized. The transcript has 2 exons. The record is from RefSeq and is a predicted model, not a curated record. Lineage: Eukaryota; Fungi; Ascomycota; Eurotiomycetes; Eurotiales; Aspergillaceae. Bases 1 to 2346 code for a protein of 781 amino acids.